GUGUGUGUGUGCGUGCGUGAGCGUAUGUGUGUGAGUGUGUGUGGAGGAGGGCAGCGCGGAUGCAGGACGGUGGACCGUGGACGGACAUAAGACGCGCGGACAGUCGUGGACAGUGAUGGGCUCUGCCAUGCGACGGCGAUGGUUUGUGGUGCCACUGCUGGUGCAGGCAUGGCUCUCUGCAAAUUUCUGUUACGGUGAGAAGCCAUGCCCACGGAGCUGCCGUUGCGAUGGCAAGAUUGUGUACUGCGAGUCCAGUGCAUUCCGUGAUGUGCCCAAAAACCUCUCUGGUGGGUGUCAGGGCCUGUCCCUGCGUUACAACAGCUUGGCCAGCUUACGUGCUGGCCAGUUUGUUGGCCUCAAUCAGCUUAUUUGGCUCUAUCUGGACCACAAUUACAUUGCUAAUGUGGAUGCAAGGGCCUUUCAAGGAAUAAGGAGGUUAAAAGAGCUGAUCCUGAGCUCUAACAAGAUUACACUCCUGCAUAAUACCACCUUCCACUUGGUACCGAACCUGAGGAACCUGGAUUUGUCCUACAACAAACUACAGGCUCUGCAGCCAGGCCAGUUCCAAGGCCUGCGCAAACUCCUCAGCUUGCACAUGCGUUCUAACUCCUUGAAGAACCUGCCGUCUCGCCUUUUCCAGGAUUGCCGCAAUCUCGAAUUCCUUGACCUUGGCUACAACCGUCUGCGCAGCAUCACACGUAAUGCGAUGUCAGGGCUACUGAAGCUGACCGAACUGCAUCUUGAGCAUAACCAGUUCUCCAAGAUCAACUUUUCCAACUUUCCCAAGCUGUAUAACUUGCGUGCCCUAUACUUACAGUGGAACCGCAUCCGGACCAUGAGUGAGGGCCUCACGUGGACCUGGUCAUCUCUUCAGAAGUUGGACCUUUCAGGAAACGACCUACAGGAGGUUGAGCCGGAGGUGUACCAGUGCAUGCCAAACUUGCAGACGCUUAACCUGGAUUCCAACAAGCUGGUUAAUGUCUCGCAGGAGGCAGUGUCGGCCUGGAUAUCCUUGACAAUGAUCAGUUUGGCUGGAAACAUGUGGGACUGUGGGCCUGCCAUCUGCCCCCUAGUGACCUGGCUGAUAAACUUCCGUGGAAACAAGGAGACUCCCAUGAUUUGUGCCUCACCCAAGGAGGUUCAAGGUGAGAAGGUCAUGGAUGCUGUGGAGGCAAGUGGAGUCUGCAGAGUCACACUUGUUACACCAUCAGUUGUGAGUUCUCCAUCUACCCUUUCUGGUACCCCUGCUCUGAAUGCAGCCCUUCCAUUUGUCCCCACACUUCAGUCUGGAGGCAGCAGAAAGGGCCAGGGCACGUCCUUGCAACAUCCCACCCCUUCAAGACCGCCUCAGUCUGAUGUGUCUCCUCCUGAACAAGACUUUGAGCCAGUGUCCUUUCAUAAGAUAGUGGCAGGGAGUGUUGCCCUGUUUUUGUCGGUUGCAAUGAUCCUCCUGGUGAUUUACGUGUCAUGGAAGCGCUAUCCAAGCAGCGUCAAGCAGCUGCAGGAAAACUCAUCAUCUGCCCGCAAGCGCCGGAAAAAGUCUAGGGAGACUGAACGUACGCUCAGCACCCCCUUGCAGGAGUACUAUGUGGACUACAAACCGUCAAGCUCCGAGGCCACAGAUGUUCUGGUCAACGGCACAGGGCCAUGUACCUACACCAUCUCCGGUUCCAGAGAAUGCGAGGUCCCUCACCAGAUGAGUGCUCUGACCUUCUACCGCUAUGAGCAGCCUGUGGUGGAUUACUGCCAGGCCCACCAGCCUCUGCGUCUCAACAUGAGCUACGAGGGUCCGCCGCAGGGCCUGGAAGGGCUGGACGAGUUAGUGCCCCGCGAGAGGAGCACCAUCCAGACCGUGGCGUUGCCCGCUGUACCGCCGUCUGGCUCGGGCACCCUUGGGCCCUGCUCCCCCCCGACCAUCAGAGCUCCAGGAGAGGGGCCCAGCAUGCCCUAUCCCAGCACAGAACGCUCCAUAAGCUACCCAACCACCGAGCGCACCACUAGCACCCUGACAUUCGGACGCUAA
Colossoma macropomum (tambaqui) is the source of this 2023-nucleotide messenger RNA. Its product is annotated as leucine-rich repeat transmembrane neuronal protein 4. Gene Ontology annotation, molecular function: protein binding. Bases 116 to 2023 code for a protein of 635 amino acids. Lineage: Eukaryota; Metazoa; Chordata; Actinopteri; Characiformes; Serrasalmidae. The record is from RefSeq and is a predicted model, not a curated record. The transcript is spliced from 3 exons.